This is a messenger RNA of Rotaria sp. Silwood1, 1545 nucleotides long. NCBI's taxonomy places the organism in Eukaryota, Metazoa, Rotifera, Eurotatoria, Philodinida, Philodinidae. The record is from the annotation of a GenBank genome assembly.
AUGGAAGAAGUAUCAUUAGAAAAUGUUAUUAGACGAUGUGGUGAUUUCAAUAGGUUUCAAUUAAUUCAUUAUAUCUUUUUAAGUCUUCUCACCAUCGGUAGUGGUAUUGCUGGGUUUUAUUAUGUAUUUGGUCUUGCUGAACCUGAUUUUCAUUGUCGAAUUUCUUCCAAUAUAUGGCCUGACAAUGAUAAAUUUCAUUUUUACAAUACUAAUUCUAGUCUUUUACUUGAUCAAUUCCAAAAUUCAACAUCGAAAUGUAAAGAUAUUAAUGGUAGCACAUGCAAUGAAUUUGUCUAUGAUCGAAGUAUAUUUGGACGAACAUUUACAGAAGAAGCUGGCUAUGUAUGUGAUAAUGCAAUAAAAAAAACAUGGCUUUCAACAGCUUAUCAAAUUGGAACAUUUGCAAUCUUAGUUACUGGAUCAGUUGCAGAUAAAAUUGGACGACGAAAAAUGAUUCAAAUUUUAACUAUUGAACAGUUUGCUAUUACUGGUCUUACUCAAACUCUUCUUCAAUUUAUCCAGAUGACUAUAUCAGCUGUCGAUAGUUAUUGUAUAGCUUUUCUCCUUAUAAUGGAAUUGACAUCAUCUACAUAUACAAGUUAUGCUUGUGGUCUUACAUUAAUUGUAUAUACGGUCGGAGAAAUUUUACUGGCAAUCUUUGCAUAUGUUUCACGUGAUUGGCUUUUACUUAAAUGGAUAAUUAGUAUCUAUUUUGCUAUUUCACUUCCUUAUCUUUAUUUUGUUCCAGAAUCACCUUAUUGGUUAUUAAGUCGAAAAAAAUAUAAUGAACUUGAAAUUUGUUUAAGAAAAAUGGCGAAAACGAAUGGAUAUUCAGAAGAUAAAUGGUUGCCUUUCUACAAUCAAUUAAUUGAUGAUACUCGUUUAAUAGAGACAACUACAAACGAAGGAAAAUCAACAAAACGAAAAUUUUUACGACAUUUACCACGAUUAGCUAUUUGUAGUUUUAUUGAAUUUGUUACUAUGUUAUUAUACACGAAAAUUUCGUAUGGACUAGCUGCAGCCAAUGGAACUUUGAGUCCUUAUUGGGAUUUUGUCAUUGGAGCUGUUGUUGAAGCUAUUGGAUAUUUAAUUGCUGCUAUUCUAAUUACGACUUUUUUAGGAAGAAAAUAUUCGUUAAUUAGUUUUGCUACUCUUACAUCAAUUUGUGUACUUACAAUUCCAUUUAUUAUGGAACAAUAUCCUCUUGCUACUAUUAUCGUUUCACAAUUGGGUAAAUUAUCAGUUAGUAGUACUAUAUCUGUUUCAUGGAUUUAUGUUCCUGAACUUUUUCCAACAGCAAUGCGAGGUUUAGCCAAUGCUGUUUUUGUUUUUCUUGGUAGUUUCGGAUCAAUUUUAGCACCAAUUGUUGAUGAAGCACUUGGUGAUAAAUAUGUUCGAAUUUCAUUUUAUGUUUAUUCAGGAUUAAUUAUUAUACUAGUUCUUAUUAUUUGUACUCUUCCAGAAACACAAAAUCGUUCAUUUGAUGAUGGAGAAGGCCAUAAUGACGUAACUCAAACUGAAGAAGAAGCCAAUAUUCAAAUAUAG